Syngnathus acus (greater pipefish) is the source of this 1639-nucleotide messenger RNA. It is a transcript of the gene pex26, whose product is annotated as peroxisomal biogenesis factor 26. Gene Ontology annotation, biological process: protein import into peroxisome membrane; protein import into peroxisome matrix. The transcript has 6 exons. Bases 235 to 1116 code for a protein of 293 amino acids. Gene Ontology annotation, molecular function: protein-containing complex binding; ATPase binding. Gene Ontology annotation, cellular component: peroxisomal membrane; peroxisome. The record is from RefSeq and is a predicted model, not a curated record. NCBI's taxonomy places the organism in Eukaryota, Metazoa, Chordata, Actinopteri, Syngnathiformes, Syngnathidae.
UGAUUGGCCUGUAAACUGAAGGUCGCACGCUGAGAUUGGCUAUUUUCUUAGUUGAGAACGUGACUUCCCAUUGGCUAAACAUUCCCAACCCGGAAAUGUCAACAACAACAUUCACCGGAGGCCGUCUUGUGUACAAAUAACACACCGGGGUGCGUAGUUAGGAUCUUUUUAGCAACAAAAGACGUUUGUAACAUAGUUCUAUAGACUUCAUACAAUUGAAUUGUAACUAAAGUCAUGAGCAGCCCAACAUUGAGCGGCGAUUUUACGCCCGUUUUCAACCCUCCGCUGUCUGCUACGCAAACUAAACUGUUGGACAUGUUAGAAGAUGCCACAGAGCAACUGAUGAUCAAUACAGACUUCGACGCUUCCUUCCGUAUCUGCGAUAGAGGGCUGGAGUGCCUCGCCCACGAGGAGGAAGCGGACGUAAGGGGUGAGCUUAAGGCUGGCUUUUGCAUCGUGGGCAUUCAAGCUUUGGCUGAGCUCAACCUGUGGCCAGGUGUCCUCGCUUGGGUCCUGAAGCAUUAUGAGCAUAUGGAGGACAUACCGGCUAAAAUAUUGCAAAUGUGCAUCCUCCUCUAUUCCAAGGUGGGUGAGCCGGCAGCGGUGCAAGAGGCUACCCAAGCGUGGCUGCGCAGCCCGUCUAACAUCCACCUAGAUGAGUUUCGUACGGUAGCUGAGCUCUAUUUGCUGUACGUCCUCCUGCCCCUCGGGCGCACGGAUCAGGCCCGGGAACUUGUCCUGGGCGAAUUGGGUGGCGCCACGUUCACGGAAGAGCAACGACAGACGGCGCUAGAAAUCAUAGAAGAGGAACGUGACAGGAAGGUGCCGCACGUCAACGCAGAUUGUAGCGUAACUGCUGCUAAUGCCUCGACGCAAGGUUCCUUUCUCCAUAAAGUGGAGGACUUGUUGAGGGUUACUUACAGGAGAUUGACGGCCGCCUCCGGAUCUUUCCCAUUCCAUAAACUCGUCUUGGCUGCUGUUAUUCUCUACAUGCUUGUGUUACGUCUGGAUCCAGCGCUUCCGUCUUCCUUCAUGUGGAUUUCUAAACUACAUGAGCUUCUUCGACAGAUGUGGAACUUCACGGUGGCUCCAUAUUAUCGAGCUCAGAAAGACUGAAUGCGGACUUUGUCGUAAUUUCAUUUUUUUAAUGUCAUUCUGCACUGGCUCGCGCAAGAGAUAAAUGACCUCUUACAAUAUGAAAGCAAUAUUAAAGUUGUGUUUCAUUUGGCCACAAGAGGGUGCCAUAGCCUUGGUUCUGUGAGCAGUAAUUAGGCCGACCAGGUGCACGCACCUGUGUGCAGCUUCCACCAGGUAGGCAGGCAGGCAAGCAGGCAGGCGUUGAGGUGGGCUGGCUGGUUGAGACCGUUGCUGAAUGGGUUGGGCAGACAUGCACUGUUGAGUAGCAUGGCUUUAAAAGCCUCCAUUUCAUUUAGGUCAAUUCAUUGGGCUGUCUAAUAUGCAAGACUCUACAUUUCAUGCGAUUGAAGUCCCUGGAAGUUGAAGGACCUGUAUAUAGUAUUAAUGCAUUUGUUUAGGUUUCCUGGUCUCUGCGUCAUAAUAAAGACAAUAAACUGAGUUGAGCCUACGUCUGCGUUUUCCUGGGUCUUUUCAAGUUGAGCCGCACUGGUUCACUGCUAAA